AACGCGUUGAUUUCCCGGCCUGCUUAGGCAAGUCUCUGACUGGCGGACGGGCCAAGAGGCUGCACCUACAGUGGCCUCUCGGAGGCGAGGCAAGCUGGGCAGAAGCUAGUGGAUUCGCGUAGGGUUUCUCGCAGCCUUAGCAGCGCUUCCAGCUUUCGUUCAAGAUCUGAGUAGAAAAAGAAUGCGUCCAACAGAGCCCUUAGACCGGAGCACUCCCAGCUAGAGGCACCGGGACUCCUACCUUGAGCUUUCAGGCCUCUCUCAGCCCCAGUCUGACUUCUGAUAGAAGGAUGACAUUCGCGGCCCUCUGCUGAUUUUGCCGCACACACUGUUUACAUUUGGAAUUGGACAUGGAGGAAUCUUCCCCAAAAUCAUUGCUAAAUAUUUCCCUGCUUUAUUUGAGCACUCAUCUUGAAAAGUUUUGCUGGGAGAGACAAGAUGGAACCUACUGCUUACAAGAUGCUGCAAUAUUUCCUCAAGAGGUGGCAGACCGAUUGUUGCAGGCGAUGGCUGUUCAAAGGCAGCUAAAUGAAGUAACUGUAGGCAUUUUCCGUGGGAAUCAGUUGCGUCUGAAGCGUGCUUGUAUUCGCAAAGCAAAGAUCUCUGCUGUAGCUUUCCGAAAGGCUUUCUGUCAUCAUAAACUGGUAGAACUUGAUGCUACUGGUGUCAAUGCUGACAUCACUAUUACCGACAUCAUUAGUGGCCUCAGCAGUAGCAAAUGGAUCAGAGAGAACCUUCAGUGCUUGGUGCUGAAUUCUUUGACUCUGUCUCUAGAGGAUCCAUAUGAGCGAUGCUUUAGCAGAUUGUCUGGCCUUCGUGUUCUGAGCAUCACAAAUGUUUUAUUUUACAACGAAGACUUGGCUGAUGUUGCUUCCCUUCCUAGAUUGGAAAGCCUUGAUAUUUCUAACACUUCAGUUACUGACAUUACUGCCCUUGUUGCCUGUAAAGACAGACUGAAAUCCCUUACUAUGCACCAUCUAAAAUGUUUGAAAAUGACGACAACACAGAUUCUGGAAGUUAUCAGGGAACUAAAAAACCUAAACCACUUGGAUAUAUCCGAUGAUAAGCAGUUCACAUCCGAUAUUGCAUGCCGUUUACUUGAACAGAAUGACAUUCUUCUUCAUUUGGUUUCAUUGGAUAUAUCUGGGAGGAAGCAUGUUACGGAUAAAGCAGUAGAAUCAUUUAUCAAGCAGCGACCUCAGAUGCAGUUUGUCGGACUUUUAGCCACAGAAGCUGGAUAUUCUGAGUACCUUUCUGGGGAAGGGUGUGUGAAGGUGUCAGGAGAGGCAAAUCAGACACAGAUUGCUGAAGCUCUCCGUCGGUACAGUGAACGGUCAUUUUUUGUUCGUGAAGCUCUCUUUCACCUCUUCAGUCUGACUCAUGUAAUGGAUAAAGCCAACCCUGAGAUGUUAAAGCUUGUUGUAAUAGGCAUGAGGAACCAUCCAACAAAUCUUCCUGUUCAACUUGCAGCCAGUGCCUGUGUUUUUAAUCUCACGAAGCAGGACCUAGCUGCUGGCAUGCCUGUUAAGCUUCUGGCUGAUGUCACUCACUUACUUUUAGAAGCAAUGAAACACUUUCCCAACCACCAGCAGUUGCAGAAAAAUUGUCUUUUAUCCCUGUGUAGUGACAGAAUUCUGCAAGAUGUUCCAUUCAACAGGUUUGAUGCAGCAAAGCUUGUAAUGCAGUGGCUAUGUAAUCAUGAGGAUCAAAACAUGCAGAGAAUGGCAGUUGCAAUUAUCUCUAUAUUGGCAGCAAAGCUCUCUACUGAACAGACUGCCCAGCUUGGGGCAGAGCUAUUCAUUGUCCGGCAACUGCUUCAAAUUGUAAGACAAAAGACAAGUCAGAAUAUGGUGGACACCACACUGAAGUUCACCCUGAGUGCUCUUUGGAAUCUUACAGAUGAAUCCCCAACAACCUGCCGACACUUUAUAGAAAACCAGGGCUUGGAGCUCUUCAUGAAAGUUCUUGAGACGUUUCCUUCCGAGUCCUCCAUUCAACAAAAAGUUUUAGGCCUAUUGAAUAACAUUGCAGAAGUGAAGGAGCUCCAUUCCGAGCUCAUGUGCAAGGAUUUUAUUGAUCAGAUCAGCAAGCUGCUACAUAGCGUGGAAGUGGAAGUCAGCUAUUUUGCUGCUGGAAUAAUUGCACACCUUGUAUCUCGGGGAGAAGAGUCUUGGACAUUAAGUUCCAGCUUGAGAGAAACACUGCUUGAGCAGCUGCAUUCUGCUAUACUCAGCUGGCCAACACCAGAGUGUGAAAUGGUUGCCUACAGGUCCUUCAACCCCUUUUUCCCACUCCUGGCAUGUUUCAGGACUCCCGGUGUGCAGCUCUGGGCAGUAUGGGCAAUGCAACACGUGUGUAGCAAAAACCCUGUAAGAUAUUGCAGUAUGCUGAUUGAAGAAGGUGGUUUGGUCAGGUUGCACCGUAUAAGAGACCAUAUGUGUGCUGAUCCUGAUGUUCUGCGCAUUACUAUUGCCAUCCUGGACAACCUAGACAGGCACCUAAGGAAACAUGGCAAUCCUCCCUGCCCAAAACCACCAUUUGCCAAGUGACACAUAACCCAGCCACUCUGCUUUCACUUCCACUCAUUCGAAUACGUAUGGAUUUGUGUUGAAAAUGUAUUUUAAAAUCUGAACUGAUUUAAUGGAUAAAGUAGGAACAAAAUUGCAAUUAAGUUAAAAAUGGUUCUGCUUGGAGAAACUGGACAAGUGUACAUUUGCAUAGAUAGUAUUACAUGAUCAGAAUUCUGUAAUAGACUUUUCUCAUAACUAUUCCUGUAAUUUCCCAGCAAUUUGCACUGAUGCCAGAACUGGAUUUGCUAUCCACUGAACAAUUAUUGCAGCUGCUGCUGAUUUCCUUGUUUUAGACUGUACCAUUUUCACUGGAACUUGAGCAUUUGCCCUGCAUGUAAUGCAAUGGACGCAGUCCCUUGGUUUUUUUUUUGUUUUGUUUUUUUUUUCUCCAAUAUCUGUGUAAAAUACCUAUUUGAGUUCAUCCUCUCAUCUUCCCAGCCUACCCCUAUGAAAAUGUGUGCAUUGGUGUGUGCAAAAAUCCUUUCUGUUGAAAAAAGAAUCCUAAAUCCAUGAAGUUCAGCUAGUUAGAAAAAGUUACUUAUAGUCUUCCAGGGUGUUGCAAAAUAUAACUUGCUGUAUCCAUCCCCAGCUCAUCUAGAAGACUGAUGCUUUGAGCUGUAGUUCUGUCGCACUUGGAGGACCAGAACAUUUUUACCAAGUUCGUAGCAUGACCAAUAUAAAUAUGACACUGGGUAGCACCCAGGACAUUUGGCACCAAGGUUAUGCCAAAGGCCUAAGCUCAGACAGAAAAAAACAAACUUGAUGACGGAAUUUCAGGGUAGGUAGUAGGUAUAUCUUGUCCUUGGUGACUUAGUCCCUUAAACCAGAAACAUUUUGUAUGAAACUAUAUUGUAAGUCGAUCAGUGUGCUAGAUACUAGUCAUCAUGUUUUUCAACAAACAUUUCUAAAGCGUCAUCAUGGCUAUGUCCAUUUGAUACAGAUUAAAGGGAUAGUAACUCAUUCCAGGUUUUAACAGGAACAUGUCGCUAUGCAUACAUAAACCUUAGCGCUGCCAUUCUUUUCUAACUAAUGUGCCUCUCCUCCCAGCUUCCCCCCUUACUAAGAUGUGUUGGAUUCUGUCACGGCUUGAAGUUGAAUAGCUUCCUGACUGACUGCACACUUAGGGGUGGGACAACAAUCUGAUAGGCUGGAAGACAAAUAUAAACAGUGCUCUGCCCUCUGAGAACAAUGCCCAAGCUUGCCGUCACUUAGAAAGCUGUUCAACUUCAAGCCGUGCUGAUGACUGACACAGGUAAAUGGGGGGGGGGGGGGUAUAUGCAUUCGGUUUAAGUAGGUAUAGUGGCACAUUCCUCUUAGAAUUGUAAUGUGCUUCAGAAUUGGGCUACAGCCCUCAUCAUGCUUUAACCCUUGAGUAGUAUGUAUAGUUGUAGCAACUCUGAACAACAGAGUUUCGAUCCCCUUUUAAUGGUGGUUUCUUAUUUAUAAUUACUGGUGCUUUAAUGCGGUCAUAUCUUAUAUGGAACCAUCUGGUGGAAAUUGCCAAAAAAACAAAAAAUGCACAUAUAAAUUGGGAAUUUCCCUGUCCUGCUAGGACUGUCAGAGCUGACUGUGUUUGAUUUUCUCUACCAACCAACCACCGACUACCGAUGGUAGCUUGUGAUUUUCUGCUUUUUCCCCCUCAUUUAGAUCAUGGUUGGUUUUAACAAGCAAGAUGAUGUUGUGAGGCAAAAACCUAAAUUAGAGGCUUAGUAAAUCACAAUAUUUCAGUUCCUAUUCCAGUAUUCACUGAAUUGCAAAUUCUAAAGCAGUGUUCAGUAGAAAUUUGGCAUCUUUUAAGUGCAGUAUUAGGAUUUCAUGUCUUCAUGCCCUGUGUGGAGAUUGUUCUCUGUGUUACUGGUGGAAUGCGAUUUGUAGCAGUAUUACUAAAUAUUUCUCCCCUCCAUAUUGUAAAUAGGUAUUAUUUUAAAACCUUUUAGGAAAUGUUUUUUUUGUUUUUGAAUGGGAAUUGAAAAGUAAUAUAUUGACAAAUAUAUAAAAUAGAUUUUCAGAUAAGAUCUGGUUUUAGGCAUUUGUACAUUUUAGCAGAAUAUGAAACCGCACAGCUUAUUAUGUUUAAUUUAACUAUGUAGCAUAUGUUUAUAAAACAAAAUAUAGAAUGUUGGAUUUAUCUGCUGCUGAACGACUAUUAUGCUGCCUUUAGUAUAGUAUAUAUAAAUAAUAGAAAUAGCCGUGGGAGUAAAUCUAGCACAUGAUCAGACCUUUAACUCAAGUUUAGUAUAACCGGCACAAUCUUAUAUGCUUUGUACAAGAUGUGGCACCCUAAAAAUUAUCAUCAAAAUUGGUCUGUUAGUGCCUGAAAACAAUAAAAAAAAAUUGUAAAGUUUCAGUCAAAAAAUUUGAAUUUCCUUUAGUGGGCUAGUUGUCUGGCUGUAGUUAACUUAUUUUACUACUUGUUUCAACAAAGUGGUAGAGGAGUAUGUAAGCAAUUUGCAUCUUCAGAAAGACAAAUUUUACCAGGAAAGCAGAUAAUGGUGGAGAAAGCCCAGCAGUUGGUGAUUUGUUAUAUAUGUAUAAAGGGCCAACAGUUUCCCCACAAGUAAAGCAUCAUUGCAGUUACUUCCUUAAUAAACAACAAACAUUCUAUAUA
Messenger RNA from Xenopus tropicalis (tropical clawed frog), 5178 nucleotides. It is a transcript of the gene zyg11b, whose product is annotated as zyg-11 family member B, cell cycle regulator. The transcript has 14 exons. Lineage: Eukaryota; Metazoa; Chordata; Amphibia; Anura; Pipidae. Gene Ontology annotation, cellular component: Cul2-RING ubiquitin ligase complex. The record is from RefSeq and is a predicted model, not a curated record. The coding region runs from base 351 to 2549 and encodes 732 amino acids.